AUGGAUCCCCAAUUCAGAUCAGAAAGUAUUCAAAGUCCAGAGUUCUUACAAAAUAAAGUACUCAUCGAGAGUUUGGUGGCUGAUAAAAUUGCACUUCAAAGACGCUUAGAGCGUAGUGAAAUCGUUAGAGAAAAAGCUAUACAAUUGGUAGCCAAAUAUGAACCAGUUUCAAUUGAAAGAGGUGAAAAUGGAUUGAUAUUUACAUUAUCUAAUGGUAUUGAACAUACAAGUUUGGUCAACUCAAGCUUUUUAGGUACAGUUGGUCCUAUUAUUCACACUAAUAGACCGAUAGUUGGUUCUCCUGCUUUCCCAAUUAAUAGUAAUGUCCCAUCAAAUCCUGUACAACCGCAAUAUGCAACAACAUUUAUUCCUCAAGUUGUUGGGAAGGUUAAUCCACAGGUUGCACCUCAAAAUGUACCUCAAGUGUCAUCAAAAGCAUCAUCCCAAGCCCCAUCAAAGGCGCCUUCAAAUUCAUCUUCAAAUUCAUCUUCAAAAGCACCACCACAAGCACAACCACAAGCGCCAUCACAAGCACCAUCAAGAGCACAUUCACAUGUUUCUAUGAAGGUUUCACCACAGAUCAGUAAUCAAAAAAAUGUUCAACAACCUGCACAAAAUAAUACUAGCUCAAGUAAUGGCAAAACUCAAGAAGUAACAGCAUCAAAAGAAAUCUCCAAUCCACCAAAUCAUAAACCAUCUCCAGAAUUACAAAAAUUACAGGCACAAACCAUCAAAAGACUUCAACAACAUCAAGAUUCAUUAAGCCCAGGGUCUGUAUCACCACAGGAUAGUGAACCAAGUAUCACCAAUUCAAGAUCACCAUUUGUGGAUACAACUAAUACUGAUACCACUAAAAAUUCACAAGUUUUGAAUAUUCAAAAACCAAAUAAUGAUUCUAAUGUACCUAAAUCAACAACCAAAUCAAGGAAUUUAUUUUUCUUACCAAACACCGAUUCUUUUGAUAAUUCUAGACCAAAGGUAAGUACUGAACCAUCAAGUGAUAGAAGUAGUGCUUACGCUACACCUGAAAAAGGCUCAGAAAAUGAAAAUACUCCAAAUGAAAAAAACUUGGAAGCUGUAAGCUCAUCAAAAGUACCAUCUAAAGAGUCAUCAGAUCAAACACCUCAUGCACCACAACCAUCAACUACAGCUUCCACACCUGAAGAAUCCGAACAACCACAAACUAGAGAGCCUACGCAACCAAGUUCAUCAACUUCACCACAAUCAAACCCAAUACAGCAUUCUACAAACACGAAUGAUAACAGUGAUCAAAGUUCUUCAACACCUCAAAAGAGAUCCGAAGAUGAGUUGUCAACACCUGAUCCUAAGAGAUCCAAACCAAAUGAACCAAGAACAUAUCAACAAUAUGAAACUGUUUCUAAAUGUCUUGAUUUUCUACAUUCAUCAGAUUAUGCAUUAGUGGUAUCGCUAGAAUUGAAUCAAAAUAAGAGAUAUAAGAACCUUGAUACUCUAUUGGAUCAUAUUUACUACCAUUUCUGUUUAAGAAAUAGAGUUUUAUUAGCAGCAAAGAAGACAGAUUUAUCAAAAGGUGGUGUUUGUCAAUAUCAUUGUCAUACAUGUGCUAAAAUCAUUUUGAAAGCCACAGUCUAUCCAAAUCAAGAAGCUUCUAUAACGUUUUUAGAUAAAAAUCAUGAAUGUUCAUUUGAUAAUAUUAUGGGUAAAUUUAAAAUUUUAUGGAAAUCAGAUCCAAAUGUUUCAUCAAAACUAAAAAUUUAUCAAGAUUUUUUCAAUCAAAAUGGGUUAUCUAAAGUUAAAAGUUUAAUUUAUCAAUAUGGGUUAAGAAAAAAAUCACAAUCAGAAAUUAGUAAACAAACUGCUGGAUUCUUGAAUUCACAUCCAGUGUUAUUAGGUGAUUUAGUUAAAGCCGUGGAUAAUACUAAUGAUCAAUUAACCCAUUUAUUAAGUUUAUACGUGUUACGUCUUACAGAUAAAGAUGUUAACGAUGAUACUCUAAGACAAUUUGCUUCUAAUCAAGGGCUUCAAUUUGUUUAUAAUACUAAAUGA
Molecule: messenger RNA, 2025 nt
Organism: Hansenula ciferrii
Lineage: Eukaryota; Fungi; Ascomycota; Saccharomycetes; Phaffomycetales; Wickerhamomycetaceae
Product: Immunoglobulin A1 protease
Exons: 1
Coding region: 1-2025 (674 amino acids)
Source: RefSeq, a predicted model, not a curated record